Molecule: messenger RNA, 1026 nt
Organism: Saprolegnia diclina VS20
Lineage: Eukaryota; Oomycota; Saprolegniomycetes; Saprolegniales; Saprolegniaceae
Exons: 8
Coding region: 1-1026 (341 amino acids)
Biological process (GO): regulation of transcription by RNA polymerase II
Cellular component (GO): core mediator complex; mediator complex
Molecular function (GO): transcription coregulator activity
Source: RefSeq, a predicted model, not a curated record
AUGGCCGGCAACAGCAGCGCCAGCAUGCGGGACCGCGUGGACGUCUGCCUGAACGAACACCGCUUCAUCGCGUACAAGCUGCUCGAGUCGCUCUCGCAUGCGUCGUCCAACACGACGCCGGCGAUCCUGCGCACGACCGACUCGCUCUUCGAGGCCAUCCUCAAGAAGGACCGUGUCCUCCUCCAGACCGUCAAGCAGCUGAACGCGCACCAGGCCGCACAGAAGGAUCUCGAGAACCUCAAGGCGCAGAUCGCAGAAAAAGAAGCCAAGAUCGUGCAGUACGCCCGCGAGCUCCGAGGCGGGCAAAAGGCCAUCUCCAACGUGCUGCUCAAGCACCGCCGAGUGCUCUCGAACGCCAAGGCGUCGUCGACAACGUCCCACAUGAAGCCCCAGGACAUCAUUGCCUACGCCCACAAGGUCGCAUCGACGUCGAGCGCGCCCGCGGGCUGGCAGCCAGGGUACCCGAUGUUUGGCUUCAUGCCGCCAGCGCCGACGCCCGAGAUGAUGCGCGCAGGCGUUCUCAGUCGCGGCCUUAUCGACUCGAUCGUGACCAAGGAGACCUCGUCGUACACGUCCACAAAGCGGUCACUGGACGCGUCGUCGGCCGGCGUGCCAUCGGCGGUCGGCGACGUCCGCAUCGGCCUCGGUAUCUCGGACGAGGAGAUUAGUAAACUCAUUCCGCCGGGGUGGAAGCCAGGUGAUCCGAUCGACUUGCCCGCCGAAGCGCUCGUGCGCCUUCGCGGCCCGUCUGUCUUUGCGGAGCAUGGCAUCGAGGUGCCCGGCCACAUCCUCAAGGCCAUCCUCGAGCAGCCGAUCCCGCCCUUGUACAUGGAGCAGCUCCGUGCCAAGCUCGAAGAAAAGACACCUAGUCACGUCGAUAAGAAGCCGCGGCUCGAUGACGCGCCAGACGAGGCCAGCUCGGAGAGUUCGAGCUCGAGCGACGAAGGGUCGGACGCUUCCGACUCGGAGUCGGAGCAAGUGCCCAAGAUCCGGAUGACGCUCUCGGACUCGGAAGACGACGACUAG